AGUUGACUCCCGAAAUCGUCGUCGGCGACUUUGAAUUUGAAGCAAUGGUUGAAUCGGAGAGAACGAAACACACAUGUCUCCGCCUUGAAAUAUCCGGCGCCGAUCCAAUUUUCAUCAAAGGCACUUGGUAUCAUUCUCGUUUUGAUAUCUCCGUCACCGAUGGCUCCUCUUCCUGGAUUUGCAAUGCAACGGAGGAGGAGGUUGCGGAGCGAGCGGUGCAAUGGGACCAACCUGUAUCGGAGUAUUUGGAGCUCGCCGAGCAGUACUUAGGGUUUCAACAGCCUGAUUCUGUCUAUGGUUUCUCUGAUGCUCUUGAGGGAUCUAAACGGCUCUCUUGGACGUUUGAGAAAGAAGGGACUAAACUUGAGUGGAGGUGGAAGUGUAAACCAUCACAUGAUAACAAGAAGAUCACUGUUGGGGUCUUGGAUUUUCUUAUGGAGGCUAAUAUAAGGCUAAGUGAAGAAGUUGUGAACAAGACGAGAUCUUUUGGGAAGAUGAAAAGUGAAGCUGAGAGAUGUAUCACGCAAGGUGAAAAGCUCUGCAAAGAAAAAACAGAGUUUGAGGAUGCAACUUAUGCAAAGUUCCUUUCUGUGUUGAAUGCAAAGAAGGCAAAACUGAGAGCGCUAAGGGACAAAGAAGAUUCAGGGAAGGCAGUUGAGGAGGAAGAGUCGACAGACAGAACUGAAAGCUUUGACGACAGUGGACGAAGUGACAAUGAGCAGGGCGAGGAAGUAGCCUCAAAGAAGGCAACAAGCAGCAAAGCUCGUGGCCAAAAGAGAGCUGCACGGAGCUAAGAGAUUCCCCUGCCUUGAGAUUUUAGUUCAGAGUUUCCAUUCCAAGUUUUGUCGAGCUCAUAGGUAGGAAAAGAUAAACAUCUUUUCGUUAAAAAUUUGCUAGAAUCUGUAUUGCUUAUGAAAGUAAAUGCAAUUGGCUUGGAGAUGAAAUGAUUACUAUAAAAGCUUCAAGCCUCAUUUUCUUGUGCCGCCGUGGCCAAAGAGAUGCUAUUUUGGAGUUAAAAAAGGAGUUACCAGUCCAUAGUUCCAUACUAUGAUACGAUUCAUCAUCGUAUUACAUAAAGAAGAAGAAAACUAAUAUCUUGAGUAGGAGAAGGACUGUGCCACGUGAGAAGGAAGUAAGACUAUCCUCAUCAUCGUAUUACAUAAAGAAGAAGAAAACUAAUAUCUUGAGUAGGAGAAGGACUGUGCCACGUGAGAAGGAAGUAAGACUAUCCUCAUCAUCGUAUUACAUAAAGAAGAAGAAAACUAAUAUCUUGAGUAGGAGAAGGACUGUGCCACGUGAGAAGGAAGUAAGACUAUCCUCAUCAUCGUAUUACAUAAAGAAGAAGAAAACUAAUAUCUUGAGUAGGAGAAGGACUGUGCCACGUGAGAAGGAACUUGAUUGCUUCUCUUCCAAUUGAUUCCCACGGCUGAUUGUCCAUGGAUUCGGCGGCGAUUUGGUUCCGGUGAAGCAGGAGACAUGUGAUUCCGGUGGUGAUCGAUCCGUCGAAACCCUAAUAUUUGGGGAAGAUUCAAGCAGUUCAAUUUGUUCAGUUCGAUUUGGGGAAGAUUCAAGCAGUUCGAUUUAAUUAAGUCUUUCGUUUGGGGAAGAUUCAAGCAGUUCGAUUUGUUCAGUUGAGCUCAAACAAGUCACACUUAAGGCGACAAGGAAACAACAUUUCAACCAACCGAAAGAGAACAAGGAACACAUUGGGCGAUAUAGCUAUAGCCAGCCGUCGUCAUCUGACUGUAAUGGCUAUCUGGUUGACGAAGAAUCUAGCCAGCCAUCCGAGUCAAGUGCUUACAACUAUGCAGACAGUGAACCUGAGUUGGGAUUCCCCAAGAAGUGUUAUUGUGGUGCUGAACCUAUCAUUGACACAUGUUACUCGAGGAAUGAUCCAGGAAGAAAGUUCUUCUCUUGUGGGAACAGAGACGAUGGCGAGUGUCAUAUAUGGAAGUGGUGGGAUGUUGCGGUGAUGGAGGAGAUGAGAGCAAUUGAAACAAACUAUGGGAAGGUUGCAUCAAAGAUAGAUACUCUUACUCAAUAUAAAAUUGAGCUGAGCGAGAUCAAACACUUGAAGGUUGAAACUGAUGAGAAGAUCAACAAGCUAGAGAAGCUGGUUGCUGAGUUGAAUACGAAGAAGAGAGUGUACAUAUUCAGUUUGGAAUUGGUUCUCGGUGUCUUAUUAUGUUUGAUUGCUGUGUUAUGUCUGAUUAUGUUUAAGUAGGACAGUUUAAUUUGAUUAUGUAUGGUGUUGUUUAAGUUUCACUCGUACUGGUUUCGUGUACUUGUUUUUCCCAUGUGUAUGGUGUUGUUUAAGUUUGUUUGAUACUC
Camelina sativa (false flax) is the source of this 2331-nucleotide messenger RNA. NCBI's taxonomy places the organism in Eukaryota, Viridiplantae, Streptophyta, Magnoliopsida, Brassicales, Brassicaceae. The record is from RefSeq and is a predicted model, not a curated record.